Molecule: messenger RNA, 734 nt
Organism: Hibiscus syriacus
Lineage: Eukaryota; Viridiplantae; Streptophyta; Magnoliopsida; Malvales; Malvaceae
Product: protein BRANCHLESS TRICHOME-like
Exons: 2
Coding region: 69-719 (216 amino acids)
Source: RefSeq, a predicted model, not a curated record
UAGGCCUCCCUCUUUCAGCUCGAAAGAUCGCUGCCUCUUUCUGGGAUCUUACCUUCUUCAAACCAGUUAUGGAUUCUGAUCUGGACAUUGCUCGGGCCCAUAUCAUUGAGUUGAAAGCUGAGCUAGAGUACGAACGUAAAGCGCGUAAAAAGGCAGAAGCCAUUAAUAAGAAAUUGGUUAAAGAAGUUGAUGAGGAACGAAGGGGAAGAGAAGCAUUGGAGAGAGUAUGCGAAGAGCUUGCAAGUGAAAUUUCAUUGGAUAAAGCAGCCAUUGUUCGAAUGAAGAAGGAGGUUGAGGAGGAAAGAAAGAUGCUAAGAAUGGCUGAAGUUUUAAGGGAAGAGAGGUUUCAAAUGAAGCUGACUGAGGCCAAGAUUCUCUUUGAGGAGAAGUUGUUAGAAUUGGAAGAAACUAAACGCAUUUCACAGAAGAAAAAAGAAGAUAAGAUACCAGCAUUUACUGCCAAUCUUUCAGGGAAGUUUUCAAGGUUAGUUUUCAGUGAGAAAUCUUGUGAUAACAGUAAGCGAAAAGCAUCUCCAGAAACUCAGAAUCCUCACAUAAAGAGAGGGAUCAAAGGGUUUGUCGAGUUUCCUAGAGUGGUUCAAGCAAUUGGAUCAAAGAGUAGGCAUUGGGGUACGAAGCUGGAGUGCCAAAAGACUCAUCUAAAGAUCCUACUUAAGCAGAAAAGCCCCAUCCGAUCAAAUAGUCUCAUUACGAGUUGAGUUUAUCAAUUCCCU